Durusdinium trenchii is the source of this 2628-nucleotide messenger RNA. The record is from the annotation of a GenBank genome assembly. Lineage: Eukaryota; Dinophyceae; Suessiales; Symbiodiniaceae.
AUGCUGGUUCGCAUUUGCUUGCUUUUGGGGGCGGCCUUGGCCGAUGACAGUCUCCUCCAUUCAAUGGCAUCGGAUCCUUUGGCAGACCCCUCCGUCGUCCAAAAAAAGGAGCAACCACAGCAAGUGCAACAACUCCAGCAACCAGAACAACCUGAGCAGCCAGAGCAGAAGGAGUUGCCUGCCAAGGACUGGGAGCAGUAUGUGCCCACCUUUGCUCAGGGCAUGGCCCGCAAGUCGCGUGAGCCGCGGCAGCCCCGGGAGUCAAGAAGCGGUGCCCAGCCGGCCAUGUUCUUUGUUGGAGAGCAGCCUCAGCAGAAGCCACAGCAGCCGGAGCAGCGAGAGCAGCGAGAGCAGCCAGAACAGCCUGAGCAGCCAGAACAGCCUGAGCAGCCUGAGCAGCCAGAAGAGAAGGAGAACGAGAGUCAGUGCUGCGAGAGUAGGGUUCGCUUGAGCUCCGGUCCAGAUGACGUGCAGCAGAGCCAGUCGCUGGGCUUGGGGCUCCUGGCGCUGGGGCUCCGCUGGACGGCCUUCGCCGAGCUCCGCUCGCUCCGCACGCCGGGCGGAGUGCAGGGAGCGGAAAAGAGCGCAUCGUGCCAAGCGGCAGCACUGGGUGCUGAGCCCGACCGGAGAGCAUUGGAGGCUUUAGAUCGGGAGGUGCCCAGGUAUGUCCUGAAGGCCGCAGAAGGAAACGAACGACUGGCCUUAAGGCGUUGGAUGGAGACAUUGAGGUGGAGGUGUGAACUUGGAGAUGAGGAGAUCUUCAGAAGGCCAAAUCCCAACUUCUUUCGGAUCCAGCGGCAUUAUCCCACUUACCUCCAUUUGCCAGACAAAUGGGGAAGGCUUACCUACUGGCAGCAAGCGGGACGGCUGAAUCCAUCAGGACUGAUCAAUGAUGGAAUGACCGCUCCACUGGUCCGUGAUGAUUACAUUUGGCAGACGCUUUUCGCCUACGACGUGUGGUUGAAGCGCGAUGACCGGCAAGAAUGUACGAUCAUCGUUGAUAUGGAAGGCUUUAGUCUUUCAUCUGUAACUCCCACGAUGCUUCGAAUCUUUACCCUAAGCUAUUCUGUAAUCCAGAAGCACUUUCCCGAUCGGGAGCACAUGGUGGUGGUCAUCAAUGCGCCUGAGUGGUGGGGUGCCAUUUUUGCUUUCUUCAAGCCCAUUCUGCCGGCCAAACAGCAGCGCAAGCUUCGAGUCAGUACAGGAAAGGAGGAAUCUUACCGGACCCUUCGUGAGAUUCUGGAUCUAGAGAGCAUUCCAAAGGAAUAUGGAGGUCGUGGUAUUUCUCUGGGCUCAGCACCUGCUGAAUUGCUGCGGAAGAGAUAUGCUGCAGAGGGUGGAAAGAAGGGCUCCGAGAAGGACACCCAGAAGAAGAGCCCCUCCUUGCUUUUGGCCGCCCAGACCCUGUCUGGAGAGCAGCCGCAGCAGAAGCCCCAACCAGAGCAGCCUGAGCAGCCUGAACAGCCAGAGCAGCCAGAGCAAAAGGAAAUGAAGGAUUGGAACAAGUUCGUCCCGUCCUUUGUGAACGGCUUCGCCAAGGACUAUGUCAAGAAAAGUGAGGAGGAGUCCGAGAAGCGGGUGCAGAAGAGGGAAGAAAAGGAGGAGGAGAAGAAAGGCGAGAAGAAGGGUGCGGCGCCAGCGGUGUUUCUCGCGCAGUCCGACUUGAGCACUGAUGAGGCGAAGGAGGAGCAAAGCCUGCGCGCUGUCUCUGCCGCCGAGCAAGCGGAAUCGCAAGCACGAGCACGUGCUCAGGCGUCCCUGGAGAAGAUGAAGGACGCCUCCUGGAAGGACAUCAUCCGCAAGGUCUCUGACUGGGGCACGGUGGACGAGCUUUCGGCCUCCUCCACGCAGAAGGAUGCCCAUGUUUGGGAGAACGCGCUGGAAAAGCGAAUCCAGAUGCUCGACAAGUUCAACAAGGAGCAUCGCAAGGAUGUGCUGGACUUCAAUGCGUCCAGGGCGGUGGAGUUGGUCUAUGCCGUGCAGACCGCUGCGGCCCAUGUGGAGCUGAACAACCGCAGGAAAGAAGAAAGCAUGAAGUCAUCUCUGAAGUCUACCCGCUAUGCAGCCAUUCAGCAUGUGAAGUCCCUGGAGGCGGACACGCGGGACGCCGCCCACCGUUGGAAGGCAGUGGGAAAGAUGGCCGUGAAGGCCCAGAAGGCAGCUCACAUGUCGGAGAACGUCUACGAGCGCCACGAGGACGUGAUGAGUGAUGCCGCGGGCGAUGUUGCCAACCGUGCUGAGAACAAGGCUGACAGGCUCAAGGACCAGGUGAACGACUACUUUUCCCGGAUCGAAGAUGAGGUGCACAGGUCGUCCUUCGAUGCCCGCAGCAGGGAGCUCUUGAGGCAGGCCAAGGAUGUGGUCAGUGAACUGCAUGAGGUCGCUGAGCGGCUAGGUGCCCAGGCGGCCUACCAGGAGGCUGAAUCUUCCGCCAAGUUCAAAGAAGAGGAGAAGCGCUGGGAAUCGUAUCAGUCUCCCAAGAUGCUCUUUGAAGCUCCAAAUGCUUUGAUGGUGAAGAGCUCCAUGCUCUUUGCUGCAGCCGGCUCAUUCGCGCUGGUCUUUGCUUUGUUGCGGCGUCGCCAAGUGUCACGUCCACUGGACAUCGAGGCUCCACCUCUCCUUGGCUGA